Zophobas morio is the source of this 12661-nucleotide messenger RNA. RefSeq lists its product as uncharacterized. NCBI's taxonomy places the organism in Eukaryota, Metazoa, Arthropoda, Insecta, Coleoptera, Tenebrionidae. The transcript is spliced from 11 exons. The coding region runs from base 384 to 12467 and encodes 4027 amino acids. Gene Ontology annotation, molecular function: RNA uridylyltransferase activity. The record is from RefSeq and is a predicted model, not a curated record.
UAACAAAUUGCCAAUUUGUUGUAAUGGGUUAUUAAUGUUUAAACGAGAAAUACCAAAACCCAUAAUGACAGUUAAAAUGUGGUGUUCACUAAUUAAAACCACAUUAAAACUGAUAAAUGGGUUUACGGGUUUGAAUUGUUGACACAACAGAAACCAAAUAUCACCAAGACUGUCACAACGGCGUCUAGGGACUUUCGCAAAAAGUAACUAGAUUUGAAAUUUUUGUCACGUGACUUUUAGUAAUAACCCCACCACAAUGUAGACAUGCUUGUUAUUGUUUAGUUUUUAGUUCUUACUUGUUUGCGGUGUGCGAAUUUCGCAACACGUGUAAAAUGUGAAGUGUUGCAGUUAUUUUCCGACUUUAAACUAAAACCCAAAACACCAUGGUGAAGAUAUUUUGUAAACUGUGUCUCCAACCUGUUGCUGCAACAGAAUGGAAGUCUCACAUCACACAAAAACGGCACUUACAAGAACUGCCGGCCAAAAUCGUGGUCAAAGGACCAUUCAAACAGGACGAAAUUCACAAAGUUUUCGAGUAUUUCGUGAAAUUCGGGGGCGUGCGGGGCCAAAACGUAACGACUAACGGCCUCGAAGUUUCCAUAGAGUAUAGAUUUUGGAAUGCGAGAGAUUAUUCGGAAAUUAUCCACCAAGAGCACGCCCUUUUUGACAACGAACUGGAAAUCAGCUGGUUCAAAAAAGCCAAAUCAGGUAACCUUGAACACGUGCUUCCAGACGAGAGAAUGCGCAAAGAAAAAUUUGUCUACCGAAAAAUCGCCAUUUUAAAUAGUCUUAACGAACUGUCAAAUUUCGACGAGCAGCUAACCCUCCUACUAAACAAAGUUAAAAUCCCCAGACCCGACUUGGACUCAUUCAAGAAAAUUAUCUACGACCAUUUAACCGCCGCUUUAGUUUCGCAUUUCCCGCACAGCAUGAUCCAUUUUUUUGGUUCGAGAGUCACAGAUUUGGAUAUCCACGACAGUGAUUUAAACAUUUACCUCGAUAAUACUGACUCGCAGUUGGCGACACUGGAGUGUAUCAAAGAGCUAAUCGAGCGAAGCGAAUUUUUCGAACGGGUUUCGUUGUGUCUUGAUGGCGACUCUCCAGUGGUUAAAUUCGAGCACAAAAAGACUAAAAUUUUCUGUCAAGUCAGUAUUAAAAACGAGCUGCCGGUUGGUAACACCGAAUUAAUAAAAUUCUAUUUAAUGCUCGACGAGAAACUCAAACCCUUGAUUGUGUUGAUAAAAUUUUGGCUCGAUUGUUGUGGCCUCAGACACGAAAAUGGUUUGUCCAGUUACGCGAUUUGUUUGAUGGUACUGUUCUACCUCCAACAAGACCCUUACAAUUUACCUUCUGUGGCGGACUUGCAGACGGACUUACCACCGGAUGAAGUCGACGGCUGGAACUGUGCUUUCGGUCCGGUCGAAUUUACGAGUUCGAGUCUCGAAAACGCGACAAUUUUUGAAUUGAUGGUCGGUUUUUUGGAGUUUUAUAGCAAAUUCGACUACGCGUCGACGGUGCUAUCACCAUAUUGGGGUUCAGCGAUUGAAAAGAUUGGUUUUCUGAAACCGUACGAACUCCCGGACUGUUUUGAAAACUUUGUAAACUCGGACAAGGUUUUCGUAGUGAAUUCUGGAAUUUGUGUUCAGGACGUGUUCGAGCAUUCGAAAAAUGUCUCCCUUUCGGUUGAUUUAUCAUCCGUUGCGAGAUUCACGGCUGUGUGUAGAAAGUCUUUAGAAUUAGCGCGCUCAAAUGCCAAAGGAAUAUUGUUUAAGUUGUUAGCGUCAGACGAGGAUUUAAAUGAGUUUUCUGUUAUUAAUGACGACUUCUGUGAUGAACACGAAUGGAUAGGAGUAAUUAAAUCUCUCGUUUCGACGAUUUUGACACGGAUUUGUCGCUGUGAUAUUGUUGAGAAGAUUGAAGAAACUGGGGUUUGUUAUGAUUGUAGUGGAGAUUUUAAUGUUUGGGACGAUAGAGUUCAGACUUUGAAAAAUCUUCCUGUUGAUAGAAAAAUGAACACUGUUGAAAGAGAAGUGGCUGUGAGUUCGCAUAUAGUGAACAAUUCUUCCAAAGAGGCAACCUGGAAAAUGGCAGUUUCGUUAAAAUUUGACACAAAUCCGUCUAGAGUCAGUAUUAGUUUUAAGGAUGAAGAAAAUCUACCUCUGAUUUUGGACAUUCAGCAUUUUGUAUACGUUAGAUUAUUGGAGAUGCUGAAUCGCAAACUCGAAAUAUGUGUGGACGAUUCAGAUGUUGAAAUGCCUCUAGCUAAGGAUGACCCAAUUGACAAAGUAGAUCAAGAUGACGAGACGAUCAAAAAUUCGGAACAAAGUGAAGACAAAGGAGAAGAGAAAAUAAAGACUGUCAAUCAAGAAACUCAGUCCUCUAUCGAUCUGAACAAACCAGAUAAUGAUAGCGAUACUGAGAUGAUUUCGAAUACUAGUCAAACGAUUAAAGUUGACAUUGACGAAGAAUCUUCCACACAAGACACUGUUAAAACAAACGAACACGAACCGGGCAUCCAAGAUGGCGCAACAUUCGAAAAUCAGGCAGCCAUUUUUGAAAAAAACUUAGACGUACAGAGAGCACAAAUCUUGUCAAACCACAACCGAGUUAUCGCCGACCUAUCAACACUCCUAAAAACCGACUUCCCGAAGUUGGUUUUCGAUUUUUCCGAAACGAGUAUCACAGGUUACAACUGCUUGAUGCAAAUUUAUGUAGAUGGCGUAAACAUCGAAACAGUGGAACGUUUGAUUCGUGGCAGCGACAAGUUCACCCAAUUAUCUCGACCGAGCGUUUUCGACUAUGUCAUCCACGGUGAGCACGUCGCGACGCACACGAAUUUCGCCCUAAACCUCAACGAUAACUCAGCUUUACUUACGAGUCGGUUGAUCACACAAUACAUGUCUUCAGACCCCCGAAUUUCCUCUUUGUUGACUAUCAUCAAGUUCUGGGAUGACUUGUUUGAGGACAGGUUUACGAAUAAUCUCACGAUUCCUCUAAUGGCGAUUUUUUAUCUACAAAUAGUUCAUAAAUUCCCAGACGUGCACACUUCCCCGGUACUAACUUUCUCAAACGACUUAAAGGAUCUCGUGGUCGGGUUUUUUCGGUUUUACGACUCGUUCGAUUACGUUAAUUACGUGAUUUCGCCGUAUUUUGCUUCGCUUGUUCAGAAAACGCGGCUGUUGAAACCGUACGACUUGUCAGACCGACAGUACGUAGACCAGAGUGUGGACUUCUCCAUUAGUUCGAGUAUCGACGUCCAAGAUCCGUUUCAGCUGUAUAAAAAUUUAACGAUCGAUGUGACGCUUUGUAGUCUAGGUGCUUUCACUAGGCGGGUUCGGCACACCCUACUUUCGUUACAAGAAACCCAAUCUUUGUCUGUUUUGGUCACACGUCGGGAGACUUUCCCAGGGAUAAGUCACACCCUUGAAAAAAAAGAUACCCAAGAUGCGCAAACGUGGUUACACAGUAUUAAAGUCGUCUUAACGAAACUUUUAAAAGACGUGGUUGAUUGUUCUAGUCUUAGUGAGUACGAAACUGGUGCCUUAGUUACUUGGGUGUGUAAGGGAGAGCGUAAUGUUUUCCAACACCGGACUCACGCAGCUAAAAGACUGAUUUUACCGUCUGGUAUUACUGACUUAGAUAGAGAAAUUGGCGUUACAAGAGCGGUUAAUGCGCAGUUCAGUCAGAGCAUGACCCCGUGGGAGUUGGAGUUGGAACUUAGUGUGGACAAUUCGAACUUGGUGACUCUGUGUGUGAAAAAAGGACCACCUGUACCGGGAAUUAAUUUCAUCGGACACUUUCUCUAUGUGCACUUAAUGAAAGCUCUGGAUGGUGACCUGGAUGUUAAGCGACACUUACAACAAGUAACGGACCACCCGACGACAGAUAUUUUAGCCAAUAGUCUUCAAGCCGUGUCAUCCGUUGCCACUCAAGCCACCUCCAUACGGACCACUUGUUACAUAAAUAAAGUCAAGUUUGCGCAAAAUCGCGCCACCAUAGAAAGUGACUUAAAAUCAGCACUGGCCACUUUCACCCCAAAAAAAGUGGUCUUCAAUUUCCGACUUUUGUCGUCAGAGAACUUAGGCAUUUACAUCGAGACCGAGCACCCCCUCCCCAAAAUCCACCACCUAAUUUCCAACAGCCACCUCUUUUCCGAAAUUUGCGUAACGACGGACUUUAUUAGGUGCACGCACGUCGAAACUAACCUCACUUGCGACUUAAACACGACCGAUCGACUAUCAGAAGCCAGAAAUAACCUACUCAAGUACUACCUGGAUUUAGACGACAACGUCUCGUCUUUGAUGUACUUCGUCAGGUUCUGGGUGGAUCAUAAUCGCUUGACCGGCAUUCAGGGUUUUUCAAGCAACGCCAUCUACAUUAUGGUCAUUUUUUUCCUGCAACGACGGUACAAACUGCCGAGUGUGAAAGAACUCCAAGUCGGGGUACCACCCAACGACGGGUGCGCCUUCAAACAAGUCAAGUUCACCAGUCUCGAGCUGCGCAACGUCUCGAUGUGUAGCUUGGUGCUACAAUUUUUUGACUUUUACGGGAGUUUUGACUACAUUUCGCUGAUAAUUUCGCCGUAUUUGGGUCACCCGAUUGAGAAAACUUUGUCAGUUGGGUCGGGUUUUUGUGUGUAUGAUUUUUUCAGCCGGGUGAACGUGUGUUCGGCUGAUUUGUACUUGUGUGGAAAGUUCGCCACGCUUUGUCGAAUUUCGUCGCAGUUGAUAGUCGAAAGCGAGGAAAAUUUUUUCCAGUGUUACAUCAUCGACCAGCGGACGUCGUUUUCCGUUCGAAGCGACAUCAACGAUGUUAGUGAAAGUGUUUAUUUUGUGGAGCAGAUUUUUACUAAAGUUUUUGGGUGCAGUAUGGUGGUUUGCGACCGGACUGAUACGUCCACUAGGUAUCGAUGUGGGGUGACCCACGAUGUGUGGACCAGGCGGAUGCAAUGUAGGAAAAGCGUGACUGAAGCUCCGGACGCGUUUAACAGAGAAUGCGCAGUCACGGCAGACGUAGUGACCAAGUUUCCGCAAAAGUCGUGCGGUAGUUUUUUCCUAAAAAUCAAAACUAGUCAGAAGUCGAUUGAAAUCAGGCUUACGAUGAUCAACGACUUUCCGUUGAUAUUUCACAUGUGUCACUUUCUCUACGUCACUUUUUACAAACCUCCGGGACCUGACGUCGCCAGAAGUCUCGAAAUAGCGAACAAAACGUCGUGGGAAAAAACUAACCCGUCUGAUUCCAACCUCUCUUUCAUUAUCCAACUGUCUGAAAAAAACCCCCGGACUUUCGCCUCUCAGCUAUCCUUUUUUUAUUCGACUUUCUGCACCUCUAACACCGCUUUACAAGUCAAAAUAAAUAGGAUUGCAGCCGAUUUGCGUUCGAUUUUGAACCACAACAAUAUUUUAUUUUAUGGUUCGUGUCUUCUAGGUGUGCACACCCCCAACAGCGACAUCAACAUCCAAGUGUGCAAUACUUCGUUGGAAACAAUCGAGCAGCUGCUGCUUGGUAGUAACGACUUCACUGACGUUAUUAUGCGCCAACACGACUACAUUAAGUGUGUACACAACCAUACUAAGCAAAGUCUUACUUUUGCCACUAGAGACGAAAUCGCUUUAGCCACCCAUGAGCUACUCUCGUGUUACUUGAGCGGCUGCGACGAUUUUUGCGUUCUUGUGUCUGUAAUCAAACACUGGGCGCGUUGUUGCAACGUGAUUAAAAGUAUCACGGGUCACUUGAUCACCUUGUUGGUGAUUUUUUACAUGCAGGUGGAACAUAAGUUACCUUGUGUGGCAGACCACCAAAAAUCUAUUCCGACGAUUUUCAGACACAAUUGGAACACGGCGAUCAGUCGAUACAAAGGUUUUUAUUUGAAUAGUUUCCCGAAAGUGGCGAUUCUCGACUUAGUCAAAGGCUUCUUCAAGUUCUACGAAUCCUUCGAUUAUUUUUCGUACGUGGUGGCACCAUUUUGUGGAACCCCGAUUGCUAAAAUUCGAUUUCUGCAGCCUUUCGCGGUCCCGGAACAAUACGAAUUGUACAAGAAUCAAGAUCGUGAACUGGAAGUUGAUACCGGGAUGUGUAUUCAGUGUCCGUUUGAGCAUACUAGAAAUCUUUCGACCUCGGUUCGGUACUCCACGGCAGCCACUUUUGCCACUCUGUGUCGACACGCGCUUUGUCGCCUCCAACAAAACGAAAAGAAAAUGUUGUAUGACGUGUUGAUGUUUAACAAUGUCCAGAAUGUCAAGUUUUCGCUACCAAGACCCGCGCAAGUGAAUCGAGACGCGUGGUUAGACUCGGUUAAAACCGUCACAGUUCGGAUUUUGACUGACUUGUUGGGUGGGAAAAUCGUGCAAGAAACGGUGGUUGGAAGUGCCACCACGAGGUACAAGUGUCAGGGUGUAGUCAGUGUGCUCGAGAAUCGAGCGGCGAUUUUGAAGAAAAUUUCGGCUGAAUGUAGUGGGAAAAGCUUGAUUGAUCAAGAAAGUGCAGUGAGUUCGCACAUUUUGCAACGUAGUGAUGCAAAGGAGCAGAAGAGUUGGGGGAUCGGAGUACAAAUAGUGGCCACGAAAACGUAUCCAGUCAAGGUUUCAGUGUACUUUAGUGGACCGUUACAAAUGACGGUUUGUCAUUUUGUCUAUACUAGGUUAUUGAAGUUUUUGAAUGGCGAUCAAGACGCGGUACUAAAGAGGAAAAAUGAAGAUUUUUCGACUACUUCGUCCCCCAAAAGAAGCAAAGUGUGUGUAGCUAGCACGAUUUCGUCCGAGAAGCAAUCUACUUCUAGUUUUUCUCAGGAGAAAGCAGCAGCUGACAGUAGUUUGGAAGGGACUGAAGAAUUGGAACGCAGUUGUGAAGAUGACACGACGAAGAUACAAAAUUCUGUUAGCGGUUCUCCUGAGAAGAAUGAAACGAAAAGUGCAGAUACAAAAUCGCCACAUGUGUCUUCUGAAUCUUCAACUGAAGAACUGCCAAAUUCUGUGAGCGUUCCCACUGAGAGCUCAGUAGAAUCUGCUGUCUCGUGUGACAACCAAACUACUUAUGAUUCUUCUGAGCACAGUGGAACUGAAGAAUUGAAACACACUCUUGAAGAUUCUUCUAUCGUGACUAGUUCUUCCCCAAAAUCAGAUCAAAAACCGCAAGAUGUUGAUGCUUCUAACUCUUCAAGUGAAGAAAUCGAUAGAGCGUCAGUCGUUUCUUCACAGACAACAGAAGAGUCUGUGGUUGUAAAAUCUGUUGCUUCAUUUGAAAAUCAAGGUAGUGCUACUUCUGAGAACAAUUCACCAGUGCUGCCGUCUGAUGAUACUAAUUUCUUGAUAAAUAGUUCUUCAUCCAACGAAGCAGACAUUGAUAGUGUUUCAUCUGUUUCAAAAAAUGAAGAAGUAUUUCAGGAUGAAGUAGAAUCCAAUUCUUCAACUGAGAAACAAGCAGACGUGUCUGUAAUAUCUUCAGAAACAGGAGAAGGUGUUACAGACUCACUUUCUGUAUCUUCUGUUGAAGAAAUUGGUGCAGUUAUAGAAGUUGAGAUGUCUACAACACUAGCGACAACAGUUUCUUCAAAUCAAGCAGACAUAGUCUUGUCUUCUUCCUCAAGUGACACAACACCGUGUGAAGAUAAAGAUGAAAUAGAAGAAGUAGAAUCUAAAGACGUUGAAGUACGAACUUCUGAAGAAACAGGCUUAUCUUCUUCCUCAAGUGACACACAACCUUGUGAAGAUGAAGUGAAACCUACGACGACAGAUUCUAGACCAGUUUCUUCUGAAAUCCAGGAAGCGAAUUCUUCUAAUGCCACUAUUUCAAAUCAGCAGUCGAAGCAAGUUGCUCCAAAUCCAACAUUCGUUCCCGAAGAAGCAAAGCUCGCCGUCCUCAAAGAAACCCAAAAUCAACCAACCUUCGCAGCACAGACGUCCCACUUUUGCACUAAGUUACUAGUAGGCGAAGCCACAAUCCAAGCCAAUCAGAUCGCCAUCAAACACGACUUAAACACCGCCAUGGGGGGCGUUUCGCUCGACAGAAUCGACUUCUUCGGGCCGUCGAGUACCUUCAUGUCCGUCGAAGGCAGCCACUACUACGUCAACGUCAACUUACCGCGGCCGCGCGACUUCAAACCCCCCAAGCACCAACUACUUAAGUACUACAUACUCAGAAGCGGCAAAUUCUGCGAAAUUCUAGCAUCCCCGACUCAGAGUGUGGUGAAAUGUAAACACAAAGAAACGAACGUCGAAUGCGUAAUCCACACCGACAACGAGCUAUCAGUUUUCAAUGGCCGCCUCAUCAAGUACUACGUAUCUCUAGACCCCAAGUUGCGCCAGCUGUUCUUCGUGAUUACGUGCUGGUGGAAGUUCAACGACGUGGAGGAACGAACGUCGUUCUCGAUUUAUGCUAUAUAUUUAAUGAUAAUUUUCUAUCUCCAACAAGAGCCUUUGAAGCUGCCUAGUGUGAGUAGGCUCCAACAGAACGCUUGUCCGGUCUAUAGACAGACGUGGAAUGUGGCCUUUAUACCGUCGAGAUUCCCCAAUCAAGCUUUGAAAGCCGCAACAAUCAAAGACUUGGUGUUCGGUUUUUUCAAGUUUUACGCGACUUUCGAUUUUUACUCUUACGUAGUGGCUCCUUUUGUGGGUUUGGCCGUCGAUAAAGUCAACUUUUUGAAACCAUUUCGGCUGCCAGUGUGUUACAAGUCUUUUGUUAAAUUGGGUGCUAGUUUGACUUUCGGGAUGGGGGCCUGGAUUCAAGACCCGUUUGAACACACUAGGAACGUCACGGAUUCUGACAAUAUCGUGUACGUUGAUAGAUUUACGUCACUGUGUCGGGUGGCUCUUGUGGGGAGCUCAGGUGAAAACGAAUUAUUAUAUAGAUUAAUGAGUCCGGGUGUCAAGAUUGACCAUGGGGUUGAAAUCGAGAAAGACGAGACCUGGGAAGAGCAAAAGUGGAUGCAGAAAGUUAAAAAUGUGCUGCUGAGUAUUUUAAAGAAAAUUUUAUACUGUGAGGUUGUUUUGAUUGACCAGAAGAAGAUGAACGUGGAUGGUGGUACCAAAGGGGUGUUUGAACGCACUGUGGUCACUUGUAAAGGUACCAAAGAGGUGUGGAAUGGUCGAGUUAAUAUUGCCAAAUUGUACGAAACGCACAUCCCUCUCGGUACCAACUGCUACACCUCCGAUAAGUUUGUGUCAAAAAUUAUAAUGAAGGAUUGUCAACGCGUUUCCACGUUCGGGUUAAGUGUGGAGAUGUUGUUCACGCGGAACCCAACGACCGUGAAGAUCACAGUGUUAGAAGAGCAACUGUCACACUUGACCCAUUUUCUUUACACUAGAAUGUUGGCAGUACUGGAAACGUCGCAAGUCGAUCGACAAAUUUGGAGCCCUUUGCAGUUCCGUAUCGAGACUAAGUCGCCCCCCAGCGCCAUCUGCGAGCCCUACAAAAUCUUGGUUAAAGACAACAUCAACUACGCAAUGAUGCUCCAAAUGCACGACUAUUUUUCAAAUUUUGGCAAAAUCGUGGAAGUGAAAGUCCUGGGUGAGGACACAAAACUGGCGCUUGAGUAUUGUUUCGCCGAUCGUGACGUCUAUCUUUUGGUUAUACAAAGCGAGCACUUAUUUUUAAAAAAUAAGUUGAAAAUAAUUCCGCUGGCUCCGUUGAAAACGACAAUUCCGAAUGCUAAAUUUAAGGACCGGAGACUCGAGAUAGUGCACGGCGUUGCCAAAUUUACCACCUUCCAACAACAAGUGGACGACUUGUUGUGUCAAGUUAAUUCUUACAAAGAAAAGGCUGAACAAAAGUACAAACUGAUUUUAAACAACUUUGGUACUACUUUGUCUGGAAAGUUUACCUGUAGCGACGUUGUCGGUACGAAUUUGGCUGCCGUGGAUGUUAGUACUGACUUUGUAGAAGUGUAUGUUGAACCCGUGACUAAGCCUGAAAGUUUGAAAGACUUGAUUGACGCCAGUGGCAGUUUUUACUCAGUGUCGCUCACUAGUGACACCUUAAUCACUUGCAAACACGUCAAAACUGAACUUAAGUGCCACCUACGAGUCAACAAGUUGACGAUGAAGCGCCGUCUUUUGAUCCAGUAUUACUUAAGUUUAGACGCUAAAAUCCCGAAGUUUGUGACUUUGGUUAAGUUUUGGGUGGACUAUUACGACUUAGUUGACGCUUUCACAGACAGCGCGAUGUAUCUUAUGGCAAUUUUCUACCUACAGCAACAACCGUAUAACUUACCUUGUGUUAAAAAUCUCCAAGACGGGGUAACCCCAGAAGUCACUGAAGGUUGGAAUUGUGCCUAUGCUGAAGUCCCCGAAUUCACAAACCCCGCACUGGAAUCUGCCACAAUUCUAGAUUUACUAAGCGGCUUUUUCAAGUUUUACGCCAAUUUUGAUUACGUUACAAACUUAAUUUCGCCAUAUUUCGGUUCGCCUAUCCCUAAAACGAGUUUUUUGAAACCUUUUACCCUCCCCGACGGGUUUGAACAAUUCCAAACCCUCCGAAAAAACCUCGACGCGAACUCGGGUGUUUUCGUGCAAGACUUUUUCGACCACCGGCGCAAUCUUGCAAGUUCGGCUUCUCUGAACUGCAUGGGGGGCUUUACCAAUCUUUGUCGAACGUCGCUGCAGCUCAUCAACUCCGACGAGAACUUUCUCUUAUACAAACUACUGAUUAACGUCCAGCGGCACAUUUUCGAAUACCCUGAGUUCGUGAUCAAUAAAAAUGACGAGCGAAGCGAGCAGGGGUGGUUUCAGGGUGUUAAAACUAUGACCGUGAAGAUUCUGACGGACGUUUUGGACUAUAAAUUGUCGAAGGCGGUUUUUGGGGGUGAAGUGGUGAGUUUUGAGUUCGUCGGGCAACAUAACGUGUGGAAUGACAGGGUUAAAGCGAUGAAGAAGCGCUCAGGGCGGCGAGGGGUGGAUCGAGAGGUGGCGAUUAGUUCCCGGGUUGUUCGGGACGCUCCCGAAAAAAUCAACUGGAAACUGUUUCUGGAUUUGUUUUUUUUGAAAGACCCGUGUCGCGUCAAGGUUAUUUUUAGACAGAAACCGGGCUGUUUUAAUGUGUUUCACGUCUGUCAUUUUCUGUACACGAAGUUGGUGAUGUUUUUGGAGGAAAUUAAGGAUGACCCAGAGGAAAUUGGCGAGGUUUCAGGGGUUGACGAUAGUGACAAGAAAUUAGUUCCUGAGGAAGAGGAAGACGACGAUGUUCCGUCCGACUUCUUCGACGACUUUGCGAACGAGGAUUUCUUAGACGGGUUGAACAUUCUGGACGACAAGGUAGCUGAAGUUGCGAAAAUCACGAAACCCGAUUAUCACAAAGAGAACGAAUCCAACAACAAGAAAGUACUUAAGUCGAGUGACAAAGAACGGUCUUCGACUGAGAACGAGUCUAAAGACAAAAAGAUGUUAAAAUCGGGCAAGCAACAUAAGGAACGGUCUUCAGUUAAAGAUGGGUGUGACGAUGAUAGAAUAUUGCAGCCUGGCCAUGCGCUCAGGGAACGACUGAGACUACGAGACGAACGACGCGAACGUGCCAGGUCUCGAAUACGCUUGAAGUCAAAAAGUCGGUUUGAAUCUAGAGAUAGAUCUAAGAUAAGUUCGAAUAGUACAGUCCGGAAGUACAUCACGACCACGAGUCGGAUUGUUAUUAAAACUAGAGUGAGAAGUAGAACACCGUCACCGUGUCGUUCCAAACGGGAAAAAAGAAGUAGAAGUCGAGAGUGUCGUUCCAGAAGACUUCCACACAGGUUUACCACCAGAAAUAGAACUAGAUCUCCUUCACCGUACAGUUCGAAACGACGAAAAAGAAGCAGAAGCCCCGAUUAUCGCUCCAGAAGGCGCAGUUUGAGCAGAGGUUCCAACAAAUCGCCUACUAGAAGGGUCCUUCCACAGAACUCCUUGCUGGAAGAAAUCAAGAAAAAAAUCAACGAGGUUAAACCUCGUAUCGCUUUGCCCAGGGUACAACCAGUACCAAUGACUCGUGUUCCUCUGAUUCCUAACCCACGCCCACUUUACAACGAAAAUUUUGUUGUGGCUACUCCCGUUCCCUACCAGCAACGAGUAUUAGCACCCAUACCGCUAAUUCCGCUUCCAGAAACUACGCCUUCAGCUGAAACAACCCAACGAGAUACAUCUGCGAAUCAUUCAGUUUUUGCCCAUCUCCAGAAAAAAGCUAAAGUACUUCGGCGCUGUCACGAUUUGACUCAAUUUCUGAACCACAAUCCGCGUCCGACUUGUUUGACUAAAUCCUUGCCGAAAUUGUCUACGUCGCCAAGGUACCAGUCGCCGGUGAAGACAGCGCUGGAUCUGUCGUUCAAGUUUACGUCACCGCCGGAGCAACCUGUCAAGGAUACCUACGCGGAGGCGCUCCACAAGGUUGUGGAACAAGCCGGAAUGGUGAAGGAAGUUGGUGUCAAGAGAGACAAAGUCGUGGAUAAAGUUACCGAAGUCCUGGAAACGCUGAAGAAGGCCUUGUCUGACGCAGUACAGAAGGAAUGAAUUGUGCCAUAAAACUUAGUCAAUUCAAAUUUUUUAAUGUCUAUAAUUUUCUACGUACUUAGUUCUAUCCAACUAAAGACUCAUUUUUUGAAAAUCUAUCAUUUUCUACGUACUUAGUUUUAUCCAACUAAAGACUUAUUUUGUUUUUUGUAAAUAGUUUGAUUCCUAUAUGAAUGUUAUAUUAUUUUUGUAUA